Polistes canadensis is the source of this 3310-nucleotide messenger RNA. Its product is annotated as protein tramtrack, beta isoform-like. NCBI's taxonomy places the organism in Eukaryota, Metazoa, Arthropoda, Insecta, Hymenoptera, Vespidae. The transcript is spliced from 7 exons. The record is from RefSeq and is a predicted model, not a curated record. Gene Ontology annotation, cellular component: nucleus. Gene Ontology annotation, molecular function: protein binding. The coding region runs from base 405 to 2117 and encodes 570 amino acids. Gene Ontology annotation, biological process: regulation of transcription by RNA polymerase II.
GGAAAUGAUAUCAGUCGCGACUCGGUCGAGGGAGCCCCAACAGCACGACUACGCUCGGUGCCCCUCUGACGCGAAUUUAAACAAACCUAUGCAUAUUCGUAUAUUCAUACGAAACUCGUUUAUGCAACAACGACACGUGUAUUAUAAACACACACACACAUAUACAUACAUUACAGAAAAACACACGAAUACACACGUAUAUUAUAUCUAAUAUAAAAGUAUAAGAUACAAAAAAAACAAAUAACAAUAUAUUAUACAAAUGUACACUCGUUAAGAAAAGUAUAAAAUGCGAUUUACAAAUUCGAAAGGAUUUUACAGUUUGGUGAUUACGAUUAUAAAAUAAAAGUAAAAAAAAAAAGGGUGCAUGAUCCAAUUCGCGGUUCAACCUAUUUAAAUGUCUCUUCAUGGACGAGCUAUCCGUGAUGCACGAACGAUUACGAUCUAGUCAGUAUUGCAUAGGAUUAAAAUCUUCUAGCAUAAUGGGCGAGAAAACGUUCAAUCUUACAUGGAACAAUCACCUUGCAAACUUGUCAGGUUUGUUCGAGGGUCUUUACAAAAGUGGCUCCCUCACUGACGCGACCUUAGCUUGUCAGGGUGGUAUGCUAAGGGCACACAGACUUGUUCUGGCAGCAUGCAGUCCAUAUUUCGAAAGAGUUUUCAAAGAACAUUAUGGGGAACAACCGAUUCUUAUACUAAAAGGAGUUGCAGUAGAAGAAAUGGAAUGUCUUUUAGAUUUUAUGUAUCGUGGAUCAAUCGACGUUGCCGAAGAACAUUUACCAUCGUUGAUAAAAACUGCUACAGAUUUGGAAAUACGUGGUCUUUCGGGUGAUCAAAGAAAUCAGGAUAACAAUCGUAAUUCUUAUAGCAGAUUAGAUUCUUCGAGAACGCAACGAUGUCACAUAGAAGCAAGGGUGCAUACAACCGAGUAUAUAAAAGAUCCAUCGGUCAUUCCUUUUUUACCAAAACAAUCGUCGGUUGCAUCUUUGGAGGAUAGCAUCAAGGUCGAAGAGAUCGAGGUCGAGGACGAUCCUAUGGUCAUGGACAGUCACGAAGAUCCAUUCGAUGAACAACCAUUACGAUCAUCCGGAACGCAAAUCAGACGUAUACCACCACCGAUGUAUAAAAGAGAGACCAGAUACAAGGGACAGAAAAGAGUGUCGGUUGGUCGAAUAACAAGAAACAGUGAUCCAUUAGAAAUCAAACCAAAGGAUCGUGUGACUUUAAGAAAUGAGGAUAGAGAUUUGCCUUACGAAGAUGCGAGUAGUACGGUUAAAUCAUUCAACAAUGGUUCUGUUGAUCCAACAGUACCAGAUAUUCAAAUGAAUGAUGAUUUGAGAGAACGAGAAGAAAGUAUGAUAUCACCAAAGAGUCCAGAAGAAACCUUGAGAAUAGGUGUUAAAAGAAAAGCAGAUAUGAUUACGAAACGUGGUAGUAAUAGUAGUGCUAGUGGUGGUGGUGGUGGGGGUGGGGGAGGUGGUGGUGGUGCAAACGAAGGAAGGGAAAUGAAAAGUUCAAUAAAAUCCGAACGAGCCCAAUACAAACCUUUUUCUUGCGACCUUUGUAUUCUGGCUUUUACUCGAGCAUCACAUUUGGCAAGACACAGAAGGGUUCAUACAGGAGAAAGACCAUUCGCGUGUAACAUAUGUCCAAGAAUGUUUGCCAGGCAAGACAAAUUGAAACAACAUUUGGAUUCGCAUUUACAAACGUCUAAGAAAAAAACCAAUUUAAAUUCAGCCCCAUCCAUUUCUACGGCAUCUUCUUUACCGGUCAAAGGAAAACGCGGAAGACCUAGGAAGGUAAAUGCCGAACAAACGGCGAUGCAGGAUUUUUUAAAAUUCGGCGAAUUCAGUUCACUAUUGGACAAAUCGCAAACCAAUAACGAGGGUUUAAGUAAAAACGAUGAAAAUUCUGGCAAAACAUCGUCGACGAGUGCAACGACGACUACCAUGACAUCGACCACUACGAUUACCACGGAUGUUGAAAAAAGGGGACACAGUCGGGAUGAUUUUUCUAAACAGAGGAGGGACCUCCUUAAUGAUACCAAUGAAAUUAAGGAAGAUGACAAAGAUAAAGAUAAUUAUGGGUGUCAGGUUGAAAAUGGUCAGGAUAUCGUUUAAUGAUACUUUCCAAUCGCGUUAUUAUUUUUUCUCUCUCUUUUUUCUUCUCUUCAAUCGACACGACUUUUUAUUAACAUUAGGAUUUAUUUUUUAUUUUCUAUAUUUUCCGCGUAACGUCGUGACGCGCGGUAUAUGAGUGUGUUGUGAUUGUCAUUUAUUAUUUAUAAAAACAAAAAGGAAUCAACAAAAAUCUAGGAUCGUUUUUUCAUAUUGCGCAGGUUAAUUAUUAUCGAUUAAUUAUUCCUUCCGUUUAUUCGUGUAUCUUGUACCUGAGUCUGAUUAAACACUGGCGACUAAUAAUGUUUUACAUUUUAUGAAUCAUUUUUAUAAGUAAGAAAGAAAGUACUGAUAACAGAAAAUAACACACACACACACACACACUUAACUUUGUUUUAUUCAACGAAUGAGACUUUUAAUCGAGGUUUGAUAGGAUCAAAUUUAAUGAAUUAAUGAAAAGGAUUAUUUGUUUUAAUUAUUCAUCGUGUAUAGGAUUAGGAAGAUUUAGAAUGAAAUAAUAUAAAAUAUACGAUUGGAGAUUCGAACAUUUUAAAAUAGGUGGAAAAUUAUGAUCUAAUACAGGACUUCUCAAAGUUUUUCCAUUCAAUUAAAUCCCUUCUUCGUUUACCCGAGUAAAUCUUUUCGUUACACCGGGUAUAAAUUUUAUAUUAUCUUUUCUUUUAAUAUUAUAAACUCUCACAGACACACAACAAGAUUAUACGUUUAGUUUAGUAUUAAUUUUUAUUCGUCUCUAAGGAAUUUGUUAUUUUUGUUUAAAUUUUUACGACCCUCUCCCCCAUAGACGGAACAUACACUUUGAGAAGCUCUGGAUCUAAUUUACACCAUAAAUUUUAUUCGACUCUCUAUUUCCAUCGAAGGAAUCAAAUUUUUCUGUCAUUCGUUGUUUUAUUCGAUUACCAAAAAAAAAAAAUUAAUACACCGAUCAACUUUCUAUUAAUACUUCAAAUACAUACAACGGUAUUAUAGAUAAAAAUACGUUUAUCGUAAAAUAUUUAUUAUGGGAUUAGGAUCGUAAUGCUUUUCACGAUUACCGAUCGUUUAAAUAAUUUAAAGAUAUUAUAUAUAAAAAUACGUAUUGCAAAAAAUAUGCAAAUCGUUUUAACUUAUAAUUGGACUCGAUGAUAACAUUGUGAGCCAAUUAUUUACGUAAAAAAAGAAGAAAAAAAAAAUAUUAC